Molecule: messenger RNA, 1694 nt
Organism: Formica exsecta
Lineage: Eukaryota; Metazoa; Arthropoda; Insecta; Hymenoptera; Formicidae
Gene: P5cr-2
Product: pyrroline-5-carboxylate reductase
Exons: 8
Coding region: 404-1378 (324 amino acids)
Biological process (GO): L-proline biosynthetic process
Molecular function (GO): pyrroline-5-carboxylate reductase activity
Source: RefSeq, a predicted model, not a curated record
GUGAUUGUGUUUGAGUUUUAAUUGGGUACACAAUAGGAAAAUUUCCGUAGCAGAUAGGCUACGAUUAAACAUAUAUAAGGAUGUCCAAAAGUAUCGUCGAUACGCGUAGUAAUGAGAUCAUCGUCAACGGAAAAAGGUAUCGUCGAUUACACUGCAUCGAUUACGAUCGAAGGAGUAACAUGUGACUGUUGCGUCAGUCAAUCCAUAUCGACGACAUCAUCUACAUACAUUUCAUCGAUAUUUCGUUCGAUGUAUAGCGAAAACAUAAUCUGUACAUAUAUAGUUUCGGAUUUUACGAAAAAACUAUUAAAUCAACGGAGAUUUUUAAAACUUUAUUACACAUUGCACAUCUAAUGUGUAAAGCUUGUUGUAAUUUAUACAUUACGUUAAUCGCGAUGCAAUCAUGAAGAUGAGCGUCGGUCUGAAGACAAUGGCUUUCGUGAAAAUAAAUCGCCGUGUUCGGCGAAUUUUAAACAUACGCAAGUACGUGAGCGAUCAACUUCUCGCGGAUGGCGAAGUGAAGAAGCAAAGGAUACCGUUAAACAUCAAUACCAACAUGCUGAAAAUCGGCUUUCUCGGCGGAGGAAAAAUGGCUCAGGCCCUCGCCAGAGGUUUCAUACGAGCAGGUUUAAGCAAAGGCGAGAUGAUGCUGGCCAGUUGCCUUCCAAAUGAUAUUGGAAGCAUUGAGACAUUUAAAGAAAUGGGAUCAAAUACUGUUUUCGCUAAUGCUCCAGUCAUAGAUUACGGUGAUGUGCUGAUCUUAUCGGUGAAGCCACAAAUUGUACCGAAAAUUCUGCCAGCGUUGAAGAUGCACGACAAUAAGAAAUUACUCAUCUCUAUCGCCAUGGGUAUCUCCUUGACCUCAUUAGAAAAGGCGCUGCCAAAAGACACACCCGUGAUAAGAGUAAUGCCAAAUACACCGGCAUUAGUGGGUUGCGGAGCCACGGUGUUUGCGCGUGGCAAGCAUGCGAGCGAUAAGGAUGCCGAGGUCACGGAGAAAUUAUUUUCCGCCGUAGGCAUUUGCGAAGAAGUCCCGGAAAAUUUCAUCGAUCCUGUCACUGCCUUGGCCGGUUCCGGUCCUGCUUAUGUAUAUAUGAUAAUCGAAGCUAUGGCUGAUGGUGGUGUGAAAAUGGGGCUUACCAGAUCCAUCGCAUAUAAACUCGCCGCGCAAACUGUUUUAGGCGCCGGUACUAUGGUCCGUGAGACAAAUAUUCAUCCAGGACAGCUUAAGGAUGACGUAACUUCACCAGCAGGAUCCACUAUAACUGGUAUUCAUCAUUUAGAAAAGCACGGUUUAAGGUCGGCACUAAUCGAUGCCAUAGAGGCGGCAACGCUUCGAUGUAGAGAAGUUAGUUUACAGACAAAAAAAGAUUAUUAAUAGCAACAAAGAUUGUUGUUACAUAUAAUAAUAAUUGUGUAUCAAUGACAUGCAUUUUAAAGGAUUAAAUAUGUAAACGUGGAUUGAUAUAUAUAUAUAUAUAUAUAUAUUGGGUCCAAAUAUAAGGGUGGAGCAUUUAAAGUCUUACAAGCUAUUAUCUCUGAAAGUACACAUUAUAGCAAAAAAUGUUUUAGACAAAAGUUAUUCGAUUUGAAUGGGGACAUAAGAAGAUGCCAUUUAUUUGACCUUGGAUAGUCGUUUGAAGGUCACGUGAAGGUCACCUUUAAUUUUUUAAAUGGAAACCCUCAUUUUCCAU